AUGGGAAAUGGCCAAAAGGCUCAACAUAAAAGAGAAAGAAACCAAAAAGCAAACGGAGCAAAAAAUGCAAGCAGUCAAUUGAAAGUUAAUGAAGCAGCAAGAACUGUGAUUUGUCAAGUUUGUCGUAAUACUUUUUUAUGUACUAUAAGAGCUAAAGCAAGAAAAAUAAUUGCACUUGAAAAUUAUAAGAAAAAACAGGCAAAAAAACAAAGAGUACGAUUAAAACAUUUAAUAACAAUUUAUCAUAAUAUAUCGAAUUUCAUAAAUUUAGAAAAUUUAGAUGAGAAAAUUGAAGAUAUUUUUGAUAUGCAGAUGGAUUAUAUUGAAAGUGGAGGAGGAAUUAAUGCAAAUGAAGCUAGAAGAAGGAUUGAAUCAAUCAAAGAUGCAUUAUAUGGAACUUCUCAUGGUGGAAAAUAUCCUGGACUAAAAAUGAUUGAGAAUUGGGCAAAAGAAAACAACUAG
Messenger RNA from Entrophospora sp. SA101, 462 nucleotides. Lineage: Eukaryota; Fungi; Glomeromycota; Glomeromycetes; Entrophosporales; Entrophosporaceae. The record is from the annotation of a GenBank genome assembly.